UGUAAGAUGGUGGCUAGAAGGCGCUGCUACUAAACACACAGAGGCUAAAAAGAAAAGGCAAGGCAAUUUAUCAACAAAUCAUUUCAGACCUGAAAGAACAAGACACAGGAAGAUUUCAAAGUGCCUGCUUACACAGACCUUGGCGGUUUAGAAAGAUAAUAAAUCCCCAGCCCCAUUUGGUGUGACUAUCCCGUGGAGAAGGAAUACCAGCAGCAGAGACAGGCCCUGCCACGCCCCGUGAGAAAGCCCGCCCCUUGCCACGCCGUAGGAUGUCCCGCAGCCCCGAGGUGAAGGAUGACCCCAUGGAGUGCCCCCUCUGCAUGGAGCCCCUGGAGAUCGACGACAUCAACUUCUUCCCCUGCACCUGCGGCUACCAGAUCUGCCGCUUCUGCUGGCACCGAAUCCGCACAGACGAGAACGGGCUGUGCCCCGCCUGCCGGAAGCCUUACCCAGAAGACCCGGCAGUGUACAAGCCUCUCUCCCAGGAGGAGCUGCAGAGGAUAAAGAACGAGAAGAAGCAGAAGCAGAACGAGCGCAAGCAGAAGAUGACGGAGAACCGCAAGCACCUGGCCAGCGUGCGCGUGGUGCAGAGGAACCUGGUGUUCGUGGUGGGGCUGUCGCAGAGGCUGGCCGACCCCGAGGUUCUAAAGAGGCCAGAGUACUUUGGGAAGUUUGGGAAAAUCCAUAAAGUGGUCAUCAACAACAGCACUUCAUAUGCGGGCUCACAGGGUCCUAGUGCCAGUGCCUACGUCACCUACCUACGAUCUGAAGAUGCCCUUAGAGCUAUACAAUGUGUCAACAAUGUAGUAGUCGAUGGUAGGACACUUAAAGCAUCUUUAGGUACAACAAAAUACUGCAGUUACUUUCUAAAAAGCAUGCAGUGCCCCAAGCCAGACUGCAUGUAUCUACACGAGCUGGGGGACGAGGCAGCCAGUUUCACAAAAGAGGAGAUGCAGGCGGGGAAGCACCAGGAGUAUGAACAGAAGCUCCUUCAGGAACUCUACAAAAUGAACCCCAACUUCUUACAGACCUCAGCAGGGGGAGGGGAGAAGACAAAGAACAAAUCAGGCUCUUCACAGAGGCCCAAUAGUAAUAGCAAAGAGGCGUGGCCGUCGUUACAACCGGGCAAAACGACCAACGGGCUCACCACAGACCACCGCAAGACGCCCCCGCUUCUGGACGGGGGCUCGGACUCGGAGCACAUGACCCCCGACGGGCCUGAGGUGGAGCUGGGGCUGGGCCUGGGACCGGCCGCCGCCCUCUCCCCCUUCUCCACGAACUGCGACCCCGCCAGCCCCAGCGACAAACCCCCAGAAUCCAUUAGUAUAGGAAAUGGUGAAACUAUACAACAGAUCCCAAAUAGUGAAUCCCCCUCGCCCCCUCCUGGCCUCCCCAAGCCCAGCCUGCUGGUUCCGAUCAGCGUGUCAGACCUCACGGCACGCUCCCCCUUUGAGGGGGCGGCGGCUGAGUCGCAGUCCCUCUUUUCCGACAACAGCAACUUCCGGCACCCCAACCCCAUUCCCAGCGGCCUGGCCCCGUUCCCCAGCUCCCCGCAAGGCCACCCAGAUUGGCCCACGGCCCCCGAGCCCCAGAGCCUCUUCACAUCAGACACGAUACCGGUGUCGUCAUCUACAGAUUGGCAAGCGGCCUUCGGCUUCGGCUCCUCCAAGCAGCAAGAGGACGAUCUCGGGUUCGACCCCUUCGACAUCACCCGCAAGGCGUUGGCCGACCUCAUCGAGAAGGAGCUGUCCGUGCAGGACCCAUCUCCCCUCCCGCCCGGGGUCCUCCACGGGCCCCUCCACGGCCCCCUCGCCAAAGGCGGCCCUGGAGCCGGCGGCCUGCCCCCCAACGCCCACUUCCCCAAUUCGGGCCUGCCCCAGCACCUGUCGCAGUUCCAGCACCGGGCCGUGUACGGGUCGGUCAGCCUCCCCGGCCAGCACACCCGGCACCCCUGGAUCGGACCGCCCACGCGUAAUAACCUCGUGCACUUGAACCACACGGCGAAUGCCACCUCAAAUAGCAAUUUCUUGGACUUAAAUUUGCCAGGACAGCACAGUACGGGGCUCGGAGGGAUCCCCAUGACAGAAAACAGCGCCUCUGUAGAAAGUAUAAACAUGAAAGAGUGGCAGGAUGGCCUCCGAGCACUCCUACCCAACAUCAACAUCAACUUCGGGGGGCUGCCAAACUCUUCCUCCUCAUCCUCCUCCUCAUCCUCAUCCUCCAGUGUCAACCACACGGGGGUGCCGGGCACCUCGAGGGGUGUCUCGCACAGUCUGAGCUGGGACGGGACAGCCAGCUGGAUGGACCCCGCCAUAAUCACAGGUAUCCCAGCAUCCUCGGGAAACAGUCUGGACUCCCUCCAGGACGACAACCCGCCACACUGGCUCAAAUCCCUGCAGGCGCUCACUGAGAUGGACGCUCCGGGCUCCACAGCGCUCUCCCAGGCCCCGCACAGUGGCCCCUUCAGCAGUACACAGAUCCCCCUCCACAGAGCCGGCUGGGCGCCCUACCCGCCCCCCACGCCCAGUUCCGCCAGCCAGUUUCACUCACCCCCGCCCGGAUUCCAGACGGCCUUCAGACCCCCAGCCCAGCCCCCCACAGACCUGCUACAGACCGCAGGCAUGGACCGCCACUAGGGGGCAGCACAAGCCAUCCCAAACACAGACACAAAAUCAGCAGAUUACAAAACGAAACUAUUAACAAAAUAAUAACAAGAUUAUAUAUUCUUUUUUUCCUCCUUAUCUUCUGAUCUGUUUCUGAAGACCUGUUUUUUUUUUUUCUUUUGUGAAACGCCCUAUCCCAGCCCCACUGCCUGGUCUUGUCCUGCAUCAAUUUGAUCACUGGUUUAUUUGCUGCCGAAGCGGCGAGAUUCCUGUCUGGGCAAGUAUAGCUGACGUCUCGGUCCUGUGAAGCAAAGGAUGAGGGAAAGCUAAGUCUGGCUUUAAUUUAACGACAGGAGUGAUAAGGAGACACUGGAGACUGCCUCAUCGAUGCUGUAGAAAUUGCAUGUGUAGAACCGCCAACGGAGGAAAAAAUACUAGCUGGUUACAUACAGAUACCAGCAUAGAAUGGGGUGUUUCAGUGUAAUCAGGAUGAGAAAAGAAGUUAGUGACAAGUCUGCCUUUAAAGAUAUGCCAAAUAAUUGCUCUUUGUACUCUACCUGUACUGGCAGAACUGGUCCUGGCCAGUGCCAAAGGCCAAGUAGAGAGUCGGGUCUGGUGCCCAACAGUUAUGAGGCUUAGAUCAUUUGACCAGGUUGGUACUCUGCAUUACUUAAUUUUACUGGAUCAAAGAAACUUGGAAACUCUGAAUCUGUUGGGCGCAUUGGUUGUGUGAGCUUCACUACGAGUACUCUGAUUGGUGGAGAGGGAGGGAGUGGCAUUUAAAGGGUUCUGUCCCCCUUCCCCCCCCCCC
Megalops cyprinoides (Indo-Pacific tarpon) is the source of this 3414-nucleotide messenger RNA. RefSeq names its product CCR4-NOT transcription complex subunit 4-like. The record is from RefSeq and is a predicted model, not a curated record. Gene Ontology annotation, biological process: protein ubiquitination. NCBI's taxonomy places the organism in Eukaryota, Metazoa, Chordata, Actinopteri, Elopiformes, Megalopidae. The coding region runs from base 270 to 2636 and encodes 788 amino acids. Gene Ontology annotation, cellular component: CCR4-NOT complex. The transcript is spliced from 13 exons. Gene Ontology annotation, molecular function: ubiquitin-protein transferase activity; metal ion binding; RNA binding.